Messenger RNA from Closterium sp. NIES-67, 891 nucleotides. The record is from the annotation of a GenBank genome assembly. NCBI's taxonomy places the organism in Eukaryota, Viridiplantae, Streptophyta, Zygnematophyceae, Desmidiales, Closteriaceae.
CAUGUGUGCAUGUCGGCAAAAGUACAGGUGAGGGUAUGCAAUAGGGGGAGCAAGAGGAGCAAGAGGAUGAGUAAGAGGAGGAGCAAGAGGAGGAGCAAGAGGAGGAGCAAGAGGAGGAGCAAGAGGAGGAGCAAGAGGAGCAAGAGGAGGAGCAAGAGGAGGAGCAAGAGGAGGAGCAAGAGGAGGAGCAAGAGGAGGAGCAAGAGGAGCAAGAGGAGCAAGAGGAGGAGCAAGAAGCGAGGAGCAAGAGGAGCAAGAGGAGGAGCAAGAGGAGGAGCAAGAGGAGGAGCAAGAGGAGGAGCAAGAGGAGGAGCAAGAGGAGGAGCAAGAGGAGGAGCAAGAGGAGGAGCAAGAGGAGGAGCAAGAGGAGGAGCAAGAGGAGGAGCAAGAGGAGGAGCAAGAGGAGGAGCAAGAGGAGGAGCAAGAGGAGGAGCAAGAGGAGGAGCAAGAGGAGGAGCAAGAGGAGGAGCAAGAGGAGGAGCAAGAGGAGGAGCAAGAGGAGGAGCAAGAGGAGGAGCAAGAGGAGCAAGAGGAGGAGCAAGAGGAGGAGCAAGAGGAGCAAGAGGAGGAGCAAGAGGAGGAGCAGGAGGAGGAGCAAGAGGAGGAGCAAGAGGAGGAGCAAAGGAGGAGCAAGAGGAGGAGCAAGAGGAGGAGCAAGAGGAGGAGCAAGAGGAGGAGCAAGAGGAGGAGCAAGAGGAGGAGCAAGAGGAGGAGCAAGAGGAGGAGCAAGAGGAGGAGCAAGAGGAGGAGCAAGAGGAGGAGCAAGAGGAGGAGCAAGAGGAGGAGCAAGAGGAGGAGCAAGAGGAGGAGCAAGAGGAGGAGCAAGAGGAGGAGCAAGAGGAGGAGCAAGAGGAGGAGACAUGAAUGGAUCCUGCAGGGACUGACAGGGAU